AUGACGACAGACUCAGCAGUCUCGAGCAUGAGCGAUCAAGUGCAGCUUGAAUGUACGCAUCAGGAGACCGAUAAAGUUAUAGGUGCUGCAGAUACUCCUACAGCAAAGCUACGAGAGCUGUUCUUUCAAAUGCACCGCCAGGAAAAAGGGGAUGGAGCGGCGGAUGAGGAUGAGGACAACGAUACGGACAGUAGCUACGCUAUUGACAAUAAGCCCCCCCUUCCAAAAGUUCAGGAUGAGGAAGCGCUACACCCACUCGUUGAGUCACUGGGUAGCGGAAGUUCACCGCGCGCGUCUGUUCUAAGUUCUUGUGGGUCAACUGUACCCCUUCCUCCACACAGCAAGAGUCUUAUUCUCGAUCCUGAGUCCAAUGCAUCUGUUCUCCAGGCUGCGGUUUCAUCGGGUGCAGAGGUUGCGGAGGUCGUAGCAGAACAAAGCUGGCUUGUGACCAAGCUCGCGCUGCAGCUCAUUUGGGCGCUGCGCAUGUCCAAGCGCUGGAUAUUAUGCGCGAUUCGGUUGAUUACGUUUGUAAUCUUGCUAUUGCCUGCAAUUUUGAAAGUCGCUGUCUACUGGUUUGUAGAUGAAAAUGUGCACAAAAAUAUCAUCUACGGACUUAAUCGACGCAACCUUCUGGACGUAUACGCAGUACCGCAGAUCAAACAUAAUUUGGAUGCGUCUUCUUCGACAAAAAGCGUUUCUAGCUCGACAAGUACGAGCUCAAUAGAAGCAAAGUAUCCUGUCGUUGUGUUUGUAUCGGGAGGAGCUUGGAUCAUCGGAUACAAAGCUUGGGGUGCGCUCAUGGGUCGUGUAUUAGCGUCUUUGGGUGUGGUUGUGGUCAUGCCUGACUACCGUAAUUUUCCUCAGGGCGUCGUGCCCGACAUGGUCGAGGAUGUGACACGCGCCAUGCAAUGGGUUUUUGAUAAUAUACAACUAUUUGGUGGCGAUCGUGGCAAUGUGCAUCUUAUCGGGCAGUCGGCUGGUGCACAUCUUGCCAUGUGUGCGCUGUUAGAACAGAUUGAGAAGAGACGCAACGGGUCAGCGAAUUCUACUAACAGCACUCUCAAUGUCAUGGGCAACUCUUCAGAUUGUGAGAGUCUUGAAAGCUUGUCGCCGCUAGCUCAGCCGAUUACGUGGGAACUGUGGCAAAUUCGCAGUUUUAUGGGUAUCUCCGGGCCUUAUAAUAUGGAAGCCAGCAUUGCAACAUUUCACCGUCACGGUUUCGAUCGCACGGUGGUGGAGCGUAUUAUGGCGCAUCGCUUGGCGUAUUUCUCGCCGUCCUUACGCUUGUUAGCGCUUAGUGAGCUGCCGUCGCGUACCCGUCAAGCGUUGCUGAACGACUUUCCUCGGUGUAUUUUAUUCCACGGUACCGCAGACAAGACGGUAAGCUACAGAUCGACUGAACAGCUCACAGCGGCCUUACGAGCGUGUGACAUAUCUGUAUCCACACGCUUUUUUGAAAACAAGACCCACACUGACCCGAUUAUUGAAGACCCGAUUGUUGGCGACGAUUUUCUGUUGGACGUCGUCAUGGCGGAACUUAAGGCACUAGCGCCAUUUGACUCUAUCACUGGCAAGCCAUGCUAUGAAUUGGGUGUGCGGCCGCAGGAAUCAAGGUAUUACCCCAAGCUACUUGUGCGUUUGGCUCGUAAAGUUAAUCCAUUUUAA
This is a messenger RNA of Plasmopara halstedii, 1665 nucleotides long. RefSeq names its product probable isoprenylcysteine alpha-carbonyl methylesterase icmel2. The coding region runs from base 1 to 1665 and encodes 554 amino acids. The record is from RefSeq and is a predicted model, not a curated record. Lineage: Eukaryota; Oomycota; Peronosporomycetes; Peronosporales; Peronosporaceae. The transcript is spliced from 2 exons.